AUGGCCAGCAGGACGUACCCCAGAGGGAACGUACGGCGGGUUCGCCCGGCCACCGUGACAAAUGGACGAGGGCUGCCUGUUCAGGGGCGGAACUGGUUAAAGGAGAUAGUCCGAAUGAGCACCCAACCGCGAGUGGAACCAUUGCGCAUUGCAAACUUGAACAUAGGAGACAAGAUGGGAAGGAAAAAGUCACGCGACACUGGAGAAGGCUACAAACUGAGCUACUAUGGUGAAACCGACAGCAAAGAUGUGGUCAUUGUUGCCAGCGAUGAGUUGCGCAGCCAAAUCUCAAGAACACAGCGCAAAUCGGAUAUCUUCAUCUUUGCCAUAACUGAUGCGCGACAUGUCGUCUGCAUGUGUGCUCGGUUCGACCCCAUAAAAAUCAUGUUUCGAAAUCAGAGUACGGUAUGUAUGUUCCAGUGCCACAAAGAAGAUCUCGUCAUUGUCUACAGCAAUCACUCGCGAACGGGUCAUUUCUUCAAUCUUCGCGCCGGUCUCAAUGUUUAA
Cooperia oncophora is the source of this 507-nucleotide messenger RNA. The record is from the annotation of a GenBank genome assembly. Lineage: Eukaryota; Metazoa; Nematoda; Chromadorea; Rhabditida; Trichostrongylidae.